AUGCCGACGUCCCAGCCCGGUUCGGAGCCCGCGGAGGAGUUCUGGGUGGACGGCUCCAGGCGGGACGGGACCGUGGAGGAGGUGUACACCCUGGGAGCCGAGCUGGGCAGAGGAGCGACGUCUGUGGUGUACCGCUGUGAGGAGAAGCAGACGCAGAAGCCAUACGCCGUCAAAGUGCUGAAGAAAACGAUCGAUAAGAAAAUCGUGCGCACGGAGAUCGGAGUGCUGUUACGUCUGUCCCACCCAAACAUAAUCGAGCUGAAGGAGAUCUUUGAGACAGACACAGACAUCGCUCUGGUGUUGGAGCUGGUCACGGGAGGAGAGCUGUUUGACCGGAUUGUUGAGCGUGGGUACUACAGCGAGCGAGACGCAGCUCAUGUCAUCAAGCAGAUCCUGGAGGCUGUGGCGUACCUCCAUGAGAACGGCGUAGUGCAUCGCGACCUCAAACCAGAGAACCUGCUGUACGCCGAUCUGUCCCUGGAUGCUCCGCUCAAGAUCGCUGACUUCGGUCUGUCCAAAAUCAUCGAUGACCAGGUGACCAUGAAGACGGUGUGUGGGACCCCCGGGUACUGCGGUGAGCCAGGCUAA
Messenger RNA from Boleophthalmus pectinirostris (great blue-spotted mudskipper), 588 nucleotides. RefSeq names its product calcium/calmodulin-dependent protein kinase type IV-like. The coding region runs from base 1 to 588 and encodes 195 amino acids. Gene Ontology annotation, biological process: protein phosphorylation. Lineage: Eukaryota; Metazoa; Chordata; Actinopteri; Gobiiformes; Gobiidae. The record is from RefSeq and is a predicted model, not a curated record. Gene Ontology annotation, molecular function: calcium/calmodulin-dependent protein kinase activity; calmodulin binding; ATP binding. The transcript has 7 exons.